GUCUGACAAGGAAAAUAUCUGAGCGCACCAACAACCUGAAAUAGAUUUGAGACUCUCUGUACUCUGUGUCCUGCAGAAAACUAUUAGACCAAUGAGCACUGUGAGAGGACUGCAUAAAUCUGCAGUGGAAGUCUUUAACUACCCAGCCCAUGAGGACACAGUCACAGCCAGCUUUGGGAGGUUCAUCAGUGAAGUAAAGCCUCAGCACUUGUCCCCUGUAGUCCUCCACCGCAGUAAAAGGAUGGUGCUGGACAGCGUUGGAGUUGGUCUGAUUGGCAGCACGACAGAUGUGUUUGAACUGGCCCUGCAGCACUGCCAGAACAUGUACGCCCCUGAUGACAUCAGCUCUGUGUACGGACGCAAGGGCACCAGGCUCUCCCCGACACUGGCAGCUUUUGUUAAUGGAGUGGCAACUCACUCCAUGGACUUUGAUGAUACAUGGCACCCUGCCACUCAUCCCUCAGGAGCAGUCCUUCCUGCUGUGUUAGCUCUCAGUGACAUGAUGCCUGCUAAUAGCAAACCUAGUGGCCUGGACUUCCUGCUGGCUUUCAAUGUCGGCAUAGAGAUCCAGGGCCGGCUGAUGAGGUUCUCUAAUGAGGCCCACAACAUCCCCAAGAGGUUUCACCCUCCCACUGUGGUGGGGACUAUGGGAAGUGCAGCAGCCUGUGCUCACCUCUUGUCCUUGGAUCACUCCCGCAGCAGUCAUGCUUUGGCCAUUGCUGCCUCUCUGUCUGGAGCCCCAAUGGCUAAUGCUGCCACUCAGUCCAAACCCCUCCACAUCGGUAAUGCCUCACGUUUGGGGCUGGAGGCCGCUCUCCUGGCCUCUCGAGGCCUAGAGGCGAGUCCACUGGUCCUUGAUGCUGUCCCAGGCGUAGCCGGCUUCAAUGCUUUUUAUGAAGACUACGUGCCGCAGCCUUUGGGGUCACCUGAUGAUAAUGGCCAUAUGUUCCUGUUAGAGGAACAGGACAUGGGUUUCAAGCGCUUCCCCGCACAUCUGGGGAUGCACUGGGUGGCAGAUGCUGCAGCCUCGGUCCAUAAGCUUCUUGUGGGGGGUGACCAUGGCACUGUGUCCCCAGCUGAAGUUCAGGAGAUCCUGCUCAGAGUCCCCCAAUCAAAAUACAUCAACAGGCCUUUCCCUGAAUCUGAGCACCAGGCACGUCACUCUUUUCAGUUCAAUGCUUGCAGCGCUCUCCUGGAUGGCGAGGUGACUGUGCAGUCCUUCACCCCCGCUGCUAUGAUGCGCCCUGACCUGCUAGCUCUGCUGGGCCGUGUUCUUGUGGAGCAUCCCCACGACAACCCAGCUAAUUUCAACCGCAUGUAUGCCGAAGUCCAGGUGACACUUGUUGGGGGAGACAUCCUGAGGGGACGCUGUGACACCUUCUACGGUCACUGGCGCAACCCACUGACCAAUGAGAGUCUGAGGAAGAAGUUCAGGAACAACGCAGGGGCCGUGCUUCCGUCAGAGAGGGUUGAGAGGCUGAUUGAAGUUUUGGAGGAGCUGGACAGACUUGGGGACUGCACCCACCUUCUCUCACAGCUGCAGUGA
Messenger RNA from Thunnus maccoyii (southern bluefin tuna), 1546 nucleotides. Its product is annotated as cis-aconitate decarboxylase-like. NCBI's taxonomy places the organism in Eukaryota, Metazoa, Chordata, Actinopteri, Scombriformes, Scombridae. The record is from RefSeq and is a predicted model, not a curated record. Gene Ontology annotation, molecular function: lyase activity. The coding region runs from base 92 to 1546 and encodes 484 amino acids. The transcript is spliced from 5 exons.